Messenger RNA from Amblyraja radiata (thorny skate), 4463 nucleotides. RefSeq names its product dickkopf WNT signaling pathway inhibitor 2 (gene dkk2). Gene Ontology annotation, molecular function: receptor antagonist activity; co-receptor binding. The coding region runs from base 385 to 1122 and encodes 245 amino acids. Gene Ontology annotation, cellular component: extracellular region. The transcript has 4 exons. Gene Ontology annotation, biological process: multicellular organism development; negative regulation of canonical Wnt signaling pathway. The record is from RefSeq and is a predicted model, not a curated record. NCBI's taxonomy places the organism in Eukaryota, Metazoa, Chordata, Chondrichthyes, Rajiformes, Rajidae.
UGCGGUGGUGGGGAGGGGAUGGGAGGGGAGGGGACUCCCGCCUGUAUCUGACCCUACACCCCCACCCCCUCCCUCUCCACGCCGCCCGUCAUCUCCCGUAUGGCAGGGUGGAGGAGGGUCUAUAAAUAGUGGAUCACUAAACUGAAGGGUCGCAGACGACGAACCUGCGGCUUCAGGCUUGGAGCGAUCGCAGGCGACCACACUGAAAGACAUUAUAAUUGAAGAUCCUUUACCGAGAAAUCCAUUGGGAUAACCCGAACGAGCCUAACCCUGACCUAGUUCGAGCUCCGUCAAAGGGAGCUGAACAACUCCAGCAGUUGGAGCCGCUGCUUCUCACACAGCCCUCACCUCCCUCUCUCCCUCGCUGUGUGCAAGGCUCUGGUCAUGUCCCCGAGCAGCUUACUCGUUCUCUGGACCGCGCUCCUCAUCCUGGGCAUUCAAAGGAUAGACAGCGGCAGACCCAAGGUCAACUCCAUCAAGUCUCCGGGUGGAGGGCAGUCUCCGGAUCAACUGCCCACAAACAGAUCCACUGGCGUCCAACAGGCGAAGGUCAACAAGAAGAACCCGUCCGGGAGCCAGAAGCAAGCGUGCAGCAGCGAUAAGGAGUGUGCACCAACUGGCUACUGUCACCAUUCUCAACAUCAAGGCUACCUCACUUGCCUCUCCUGUAGACGGAGGAAGAAGCGAUGCCACAGGGACUCCAUGUGCUGCCCUGGGAAUGAAUGCAGUAAUGGAAUCUGUGUAGCGCUUCUUGAAGGCGCUGCCCGCAGAGCCGCCACUGGGGAUAUCCAAGAGCAUUCGAAGAAGCCCACUCACCGUGGAUCCAAGGGCACGUACUGGCACAUUGUGGGCAACACCCAGGCUAAACCAUCACGCGAGAAAGGUCAUGAAGGGGACUCCUGCCUCCGCUCAUCUGAUUGUGCCGAAGGUUUCUGCUGUGCCCGUCAUUUUUGGACCAAGAUCUGCAAGCCUGUUCUUCGUCAAGGAGAAGUAUGUACGAAGCAGAAGAGGAAAGGUUCGCACGGCUUAGAGCUUUUCCAGCGCUGUGACUGUGCUAAAGGACUUGCCUGCAAAAUCUGGAAAGAGGCCAAAUCACGGCUCCACAUCUGCCAGAAAACCUGAGAGCAUCGGUAUUCUGCUGCAGCCCUGAGACUGUGCGAAACUAAGGUGCUUUGUACAACCAUAUCGUGUAAAUAAUGCAGGAUUUGUUAAAGUUGCUUUUCUUUAACAAGAAUCCUUUCUCGCUUAAUGCAAAAGUAUACGGAGGCCCACGGAUCACGGCAUGUUCAUAUUUGGGCCAGUCCAUGACCGGAUUCUAUUUUCAAAUUAAUUAAAGCGGGCAGCAUUGCAGUGGGCAGUGGGCAGCGUUGAGCUGCAGUCUCCAUUUUCCAUCACAGUUUGUAAUUCUCACGGUGUGGGUAUCGCUGACGAGUCUGGCAUUUAUUUCUCAUCCCAAUGUCCCUCGACAAAAAUUGACGACAGCUCUUCACUUUGUACUCCUCCUGUUGGAAAAGCACUCACAAUGCUCUGGAUGGGUUUUGACCAGCAUUAUGUGAAUUAUAGGUCAACGCGUAGAAUCUUACAGUGCAAGUGGAUGCCAUUAGGCCCAUCGGGCCUGUAACAGCACUUUACGACACAUGGAGAUGCAUGCAAGCAUGUAUUUAUUGACCUUUAAUGUUGCCCCUGGGAAGGCAUGAGCAGUUGACCUUUUCCUCGAAUAUCAGCAACUUUCCGAAUCCAUCCCCCUUUGCAGGCCUGAAGGAUAAUUGCUAAUCAGUUCUCUUCCCCUCCAAAACCCAUUGGGUUUAUCUGCAUAGAAGUCCAUUUACCAUAGGCACACAAUGUUACACACUCAGAACAUCUUACUUACAAUGUAUGGUUACACAUCAAGAAAUUUCAGUGCAGAUAAACUUAAUAAUUGGAAACAUGCCAUUCAGCCCCUCAAAUCAUAAUACUAUCCCACCCCCCUUAGUUUAUUUACCCGCCAUUUCCAUGCUGUGGCUUGAAAUCCCGUUUUGAUACCUCAUGACACGAGUGGCACAGCAACUAAUCAAAUUCCUUUUGCAAAGAUCACAUUUGCAAUUGAGGAAAUUAAGACACAACAUUCUUCGCUCAUAGAAAGGUGAAAAAUCAAAAGGUUAUUUUCAAUUAAUCAUUAUAUGUUUCAAGAAACUUGCUGGAUGGUUUAUCUUAAAUAAUCUAAAUCUGUGAAUCAGGUUUUUUUCUUCAGCCUGUACGUAUGUAGUUUCAAAUAUUUAAUGAAUGAACGUAUUGAAAAUACAGAAAAAGUAAUUGAAAGGUCUGAUGUCAAAGUGGGGACGUAUAGUAAAUGUGGCCAGUCAACCUGUUGUCAAUUUGUCUAUUUAGAUAAAUAGGUGAGAAAAAAUAACAAUAGAAGAAUAUAGGAAGAAGUCAGAACAACUGGGAAAAUAAAUAGAAGAAGAAAAAAUUAUAUUCAAUGUCUGAAGUAACACAGUGAUGAAUUUUGUAAAGAAAGAAAGGAAAUAAACUCUAACCACCUUGUCUUUGGCCUUGUACACCGCUGCAGUGUGACACAACAUUGGUCUGAUGGUCAAUAUCUUAUCUUGAAGACUCACAUCAAAUGUUCAAUAAUUUCAUAUAAUCAUCUUUAGGCAUUUGACAUUGCCAGAGUUAGAUGUAUUUUUAUGCCAGCCACCAGUCAAUCACCAAUCCCAUUAUCACACCCUUUCACCUUGCACAAUCACCCCAUUUAUCAUUUAUCUUCAUUCUUUCACUCACCUUCCCUUGCGUUCCUUCUUUCACAUCAAAGCUGUUCCCAGUUCUGUUGAAAGGUCAUCCAGUGUUGAAAUGUUAACUCAGUUUCUAUCUUUAUAGACAUUGCCUUAUCGACUGAGUAUUUUUCUGACUUAAUUUCAGAUUUCAAGCAUCUGCAGCAUUUAGCUUUUGUACAAGAAAGUAGUAUAUUUUGAAGGAGAUUCAACAAACUUUGCAGAAAUACAAAGUAUGGGAUCUUUUCUGAGAAGACUGAGAGCAAAAUAUAUAGAAUCCUUAAUUUUGCAAAAGUCAAGGAAUUUUUGCUAUAUCUUUAUUAAUCUUGGUAUGGUCUCAACUGGAUUACCAUAUCCAAUUCUGGGCACCAGCAAGAUGCCAAAGGCUCUACGUGAUUUAAUACAUGUUUAACAAGGUUAUGUGAUGAGAGAAGAGAAACAGAGGUUAAUCUUUCUGGAGAAAGAGAAGGUUACGGUAGGAUUGAAUGGAAGUGUUCAAAAUUAUGAAAGUUUUAAGAGGAACUAGAUAAAUUAUUUCCACUGAGAGGAGAGUUUAUAACCAUAGUUAUGGAUAAAAGAAAAAGACUGAUGAAGAGGCUGCAUGUCGUGAUAUGGAAUGCACUGACAGAUGGGGCGGUGAAGCAGAUAAAGGGGAUUUUUAGCACGGAAUCAGUUAUAAAUGUGGGAAAAGAACUAUGGUGAAGUGUAGGAUAAUUGCUGAUAUUUGUAAACUCCAGCACUGAAGGCAGGGUUGGCCAUUUUCUUCGAUUUUCCCCAAAGACAUCACAACUAGUCCACCGAUCAAUCAUCCAGUUAAUUAUUGAGUUGAGUCCAACCAGUACUGGUGCUGGUUAAACAACUGAAGAUUCGGUACUUCAAUAACAUAGGUUGAAGCAUAGUUCAUAUAUUGGUGGUAGACUUGUGGAGAUGUGAUGUGUGGGUUGCUGGGUUAAUUGGCUGUUGUAAAUUUCCUCUAAUACACAAAUAAUUGGUAAUAUUGCAGGGAGAGGAGGGAGUUGAUGGGAAAGGGUGAGCAAAAUAAAAUGGGUUAGGGUUGGAUUAGUGUAUGAAUGAGCAUUUGAUGGUCAGCAUAGACUCACUUGGCCAAAGGGCCUCUUCCAGUGCUGUAUCUCUCUGUGACGUUAAAACAAGUUACCAGCAGAAGUCCUUUGAAACCCGCAUUGGAGAGAGAAAGGAUGGAAGGAGAUUUUUAAGAUGCAGAUUGACAUAUUCUUGAUUAGGAAAAGUGUCAGGAGUAUUGGGGAGAAGGCAGGGGAAUGGUGUUGAGAGGGAAAGAUAGAUCAGCCAUGAUUGAAUGGUGUAGACUUGAUGGGCCAAAUGGCCUAAUUCUGCUCAAAUAACUUAUGAAUUUACAAUAAGGGAAGCAAAUUAAGUUGAUACACAAUGUCUUUCAUCACCAUCAGCUCUUAAUCGAUAGAACUGAACUGCAGUUGCAGUGUUGCCAGUUCCUGACUGCUCUGAAUGCUGAGCCCAGUUUUCAGUUUGUACUAAUGAAUAUAACGUUUAUUUUCCUUGCCAGAGCUCUCUACAAAUAUCAAUAUAUAUUUUUAAUAUACAGACACCUUGAGGGUUUAAAGCCCAUCUGAAGCAUAAUGCAAUAUAUAUUAGUUUAGUUUAUUGUCACAUGCACCAAGAUACAGUUAAUACAGUCUGCUAAAUUGAACCGCAUAAGUUAGGUCAGGCCAGUAAAAA